Vitis vinifera (wine grape) is the source of this 284-nucleotide messenger RNA. RefSeq names its product BAG family molecular chaperone regulator 4. The record is from RefSeq and is a predicted model, not a curated record. Gene Ontology annotation, biological process: protein stabilization. Gene Ontology annotation, molecular function: adenyl-nucleotide exchange factor activity; protein-folding chaperone binding. The coding region runs from base 16 to 261 and encodes 81 amino acids. The transcript is spliced from 2 exons. NCBI's taxonomy places the organism in Eukaryota, Viridiplantae, Streptophyta, Magnoliopsida, Vitales, Vitaceae. Gene Ontology annotation, cellular component: cytoplasm.
UUGCUCUUGGAGGAAAUGACAAGCAAAGAGAGAAAACUUGAAGAGGAGAGAAGAAGUGAUGAGAUAUCAAAGGCAUGUAAAUCUAUCACUGAAGUCAAAGCAAAAGUUGAUAAGCUCUUGGAAAAGGUGGUUGCCUUAGAAGCAACUGUGAAUGGUGGGACUACUGUUGAGGACAAGGAGUUUGUUGUCUUAAUAGAGUUGCUCAUGAGGCAGUUAUUGAAAUUGGAUGGCAUCGAGGCUGAAGGAGAAGCAAAGGUGUAGAGAAGGGUUGAUGUUAGUAGCCA